This is a messenger RNA of Asterias rubens (European starfish), 1920 nucleotides long. RefSeq lists its product as uncharacterized. The record is from RefSeq and is a predicted model, not a curated record. The transcript is spliced from 2 exons. Lineage: Eukaryota; Metazoa; Echinodermata; Asteroidea; Forcipulatida; Asteriidae. Bases 478 to 1812 code for a protein of 444 amino acids.
UUUUAUACAGUUAGCAAAUAAUAUGACUAUAGUGAAAUUCUUUUCAUAAUGUUAUACAAUAGCAAAUCAUAAAUGACAACCUUUAUACCAGCAUAAAAAAAUUUGCUCUAUAUAUUUAUAAACAACCCAGACACAUUUAUUACGAUGAAAAGCAUCGACUAUAAUAACACACACAAGAGGUUGCAUAUCACCAGGACAUGCAGCAGGAAUUUUACUGCAUACACAGCAAUGAUUGAUUCAUACAGUGAAUUAUACGGGGAUACUUUAUUAUAUACAACCGAAAGUGAUGGCUUAAUACUGUUGACUUUUGAAAGCUUGUCUAAUGCGCAGCAUACUGAUGUGAGUUCACAAGUUCAAAGCUACUAGGCGGCUGCGAGUGCAACUGGGACUUGGAGAAUGCAAUACUGUCGUGUUCCACUUGUUAUAUGAGCGUCCCAUUUAUUUUAUCACUCCAAAUAUUGACAAGUGCCAUAAGAGAUGGCGUCGACUCCACGGGCCAUGUUCUGCGUCCACUUACUCUUCCGUAUUAUUGGAAUGAUUUUGCAGCAGCAGUGUGGCGUGAGGGCGAUCGCUGCCGUCAAUCCCCCCGUUAGCACGGUAGGGGUCGAGGGGAGAGAGGCCGAGUUCUCGUGCUCGGUGGCGGACAAGUUGCCGAGUGAAACCCUGAUAUGGCAGCUUGAAUGGGAUGCGACGAAGUUUCCUCAGUAUGCACAUGUAGGAGCUGAACAGAACACAACGUACAUGUUUAACAGCUCAGCCUUUACUGAGACACAUGCUGCUUACACGACAAGCUACACUGUUAAUGGCUCAAUCCACACGACGACUCUUCACAUUACCGAUAUCCAGCCGUCAGACGAGGGUGUUGUUUCAUGUGUUUAUCAAAUAAGUGUGGGAGGGUCACUCAUAACGCGAAUGAUACCCGAAUACACCGCUGCAAGAUUGACCGUCUGGAAAAUACCCUCGCCAUCCUGUUCCUUUAAACUGAAUCAAAAUGACACAGAGGUAAACAUCACUGUGGAUUCCAAGGUAGAGUUAAUUUGUGCAGACGCAGUCGGUGUGCCGACACCCAACCUGACUUGGUGGUACAACGAAACGAUGCAAUUCAAUGGGGAGGACCAAAGGUGGAACCCUGAGGGAGUCGACACGCACAUGAUCACGCUCCGACCGGAGGAUAAUGGAAGAUGGUUCACAUGUGAAGGGAGGAAUGCCGCCGUGACAGAACCGGUACCAUGUAGGGUCAGGCCAAUGAUGGUACCCCCCACUGCCGAAAUCAAACCAAAUUUCACUCAACUCACCCAAGGGACUGGGAAUGUGGAGUUCGUUUGUACCGGCAGUGGUCUACCCACGGUUAAAUCGUACCGGUGGUUCAUUGACGAUCUGCAGGUUCAAGAAGGGAAUCACGAAACAUACAGUUACAUCGAAAUAAACACCAACAAACCAAACGAGUCGGUCUUGAUUGUAAAAUCCUUCCCUGAAAUUGGGAAAAUCAUUAUCUCUUGCGAAGUUUCGGUGUAUGAGGAUUUGAACACUAGCGUAAGCGGAACGGUGGAAAUCACAGAGUCCAAAGUCAAGAAACAGUACAGUAUCAACUCCAAGAGGUUUAGACUAAAUGCAUCAACUGCGAUGGUUGUUAUUAUAUCAGGGAUGGUUUUCUUUCUGCUCCUUAUUUUUCUUGUUUUGUUCUUGCGGUACCGCAGACAUAGGUAUGUUUCAAGUGAAGUAAAUAAUGACACCCACACGCUAGCCAAUGGCGAGGCGAAUGGAGGGGUAAAUAAGAGACGAUUUUGGGGGUACAUGGUCACAUCGGUUUGAGAGAACGAGGGGUGCAGUCAAAAUAUCUGAUACAAGUUCCCAUGUCUCGGUACAAAAUCGUGUGUUAAAACAAUCGCACAACAUCGAUAAACAGUAUUUUCCAAAGGC